GUUAAAAGUUGCAUAUGAAAUGUUUAGCAGGGUCACAUAGUCAUAGUGGAUGGAUGCUGGGAUCAGUACUAGGGUCAAAUCUAUUUUGACCCCAACCCUGGCUUAGGGUUCCUUUUAUAGUGUGACAUCAUUGCAUUUUUGUCAAUAUAUAUUUUCUAAGAUCAGUUACUAGUGGGCUUACCUUUCACUGUGAGGAUUAUUAGUGGUAAACAUAGACUUUGAACUAUUAUUAUCAAUCAUCAUCAAACAAUAGUUGAGAAUAUGGUUGAAACCAGAAGGUUUACCAUUAACAUGAAUCUACUUCUAUAGAUUCAGGACAUUAACAUUAACUUCCAAGACUCCGAUAGAGCUCUUAUUCAUUGGUGGUAGUACAGGACAAUAGGCAAGCAGCUUGGUGAGAAGGCAACAACUGUUGGCGCAAUUAUGAGAAAAGAGAAGAAGUUCAAGAUGACGGUCAAUCACCCUCGGUCUGGGGCUCCAUGCAAGAUCUCACCUCGUGGGGCAUCAAUGAUCAUAAGGAAGGUGAGGGAUCAGCCCAGAACUACACGGCAGGACCUGGUCAAUGACCUGAAGAGAGCUGGGACCACAGUCUCAAAGAAAACCAUUAGUAACACACUACGCCGUCAUGGAUUAAAAUCCUACAGCGCACGCAAGGUCCCCCUGCUCAAGCCAGUGCAUGUCCAGGCCCGUCUGAAGUUUGCCAAUGACCAUCUGGAUGAUCCAGAGGAGGAAUGGGAGAACGUCAUGUGGUCUGUCUCCUGAGUGGCGCAGUGGUCUAAGGCACUGCAUCGCAGUGCUAACUGUGCCACUAGAGAUCCUGGUUCGAAUCCAGGCUCUGUCGCAGCCGGCCGCGACCGGGAGACUCAUGGGCGGCGCACAAUUGGCCCAGCGUCGUCCAGGGUAGGGGAGGGAAUGGCUGGCAGGGAUGUAGCUCAGUUGAUAGAGCAUGGCGUUUGCAACGCCAGGGUUGUGGGUUCCAUUCCCACGGGGGGCCAGUAUAAAAAAUAAAAAAUGUAUUCACUAACUGUAAGUCGCUCUGGAUAAGAGCGUCUGCUAAAUGACUAAAAUGUAAAUGUAAAUGUAAUCAUUAUGUGUGCUUGUCCUCAUCAGCCAGGGCUGUGCAGCUGUGUUGGCAGUUGGCACACUGUGUUGUGGAUCAGCUGGAGAGGCUUAUGUGAGGGCCAGGGCCCUGCUGCCUGCCUGCCUCUGAGCGUAGCGUGACCCUGCAGGCAUAUACAUCAGCACAGUGACAGGCUGGGUGCUCGGCCGCUCAAGCAUGACUCCAAGGCCACGUUGCUGCUCCUCUGUGUCAUAAGCCCCAACGACUCUUCAAGCUAUUCACCGAAACAUGUCCCCAGGCCCCCUUGGCAAGAUGGCAAUGACAUGGGCAAUGGGAGGCUGUUCAUGGACUUAGCAAUACUCAGCUAGUAAGUUUGCAAGUACGAUUUAUUUGGUUAAUGUGGUGUUUUUUGGUAUUAGGCGUGCCACAGGGCUCGGUUCUUGACCCAAUUAACGAGGGGCUGAGAGGAGGGAACAUCAGAUGCACCCCUCCAUAGCCUCUCGCGGACACACCAUACCUACGGGCCGAUGUCAUGCCACCGUGUCUACGGCCGUUACAUCAUCUGCUCCUGAAGCCGACCCCGUUCUCACUGCUAUCGGUCCCCUCCAUCCAUCACGCUGACUGGUUGACAGUUUGCAGAAGGUUGCAACGCAAGGCCUCUAAACACCUGGCUCUAGCCGAGAGCGUUGCCCACUCCACCUGCUAGUUGUCUUUAGUGGCCGUUUCACACUUUGCACCAAUACCAGUAAAGUCCUUUCUGUCGACUGGGCUGGUUGAAGGGUGAGUCCUGCCAAUGCUGUUUCUCAUUGCUCUCCGCUGAGCCCGGCUUUCACGCAGCUCGUAAACAUGCCACUCUCCUGGCUCAUCAGUCACGGGCCCUCUCCCUUCACUGAUGCCCUACAACGCUGGUGACAACCCUGAUAUCAGGGUGAUGUGGUAGCAGAUUGCCAACUUAAGCUCCUGUGUGGUUUGUAUGUCACUGCGGCCUGGAUCCACACCCACAGAGCUUCUGUAUUCUGUCCUCUUACAAGUUGACUUCAAGCUGCUUUGAAUACUGUUCACACAUGGUAUUCGUUGACCGGUGGACACCCACGUGGCCAGCAUAUGGUGGGCAUUUACUGCCCGUGUGCUUGAUUUUGAAGUUGUUACCAGUGGGUCAUAACCUUUUCUGUGUUGUGGUGUAUGUCAUUUCUUUGAUGCUCUCUGCCGACCGAUAUUCUAGCUCGCCAUCAGCUCACUGAUACAGGUGAUGACACACAUGCAGACAAAGUGUCCUGGACCACCCGAGCUUUAGCUGUCUAUAGCCUGACCUUGAAGAUGCAUAGGCUACGUGAGAAAAAAACAACACAGGGAGAAAGUAUGCAUCUUAUGUGCUCAGGGGUCAAGCUUCUAACCCUGCUAGUGUUCAGUUCAGCAGGUCUUUACGGCCUCUGCACAUUCUGUGUGAGGUUAUGCUAAAUGUUUUUCUUUACAAGUAAAGUGCAGUAGGUAAUGGAGUAGGUAAUGGACCUCGGAGAUGAGUGUGUGUGUGUCAUGUUCUCACUGUGGUUUGGAGAGGCUUGGCCCCUGACCUCUAGCUGGUUCAGAGAGUUGAAACCAACCUGGGGAGCCGAGAACAUUGAAUGUGCUUUCGCUAUUGAUCUGAAGCCCGUACGUCCGUAAAAAAUGAUAAUCCGUCGAAUCCCAUAUCAAAGAAAACAAAAUAGCAGCAAUGCCAUCUCAAGCGCUCUGCUCGAGACGUUCUGGCGAAAAGGUGAGAGAUUUACAGCACGUUUUGUCUUUAGUUUCUCAGCUAUUUGAGGUAUCUGUUAAACAGAUUGUUGCAUUGAUUUCUGGGAAGACAGAUGGUUGUGUGCAUGCUUUCAAGACGACCGAAGGAAUGAAGAAAUUGUUCAGCUCGGUAGAUCAAAUUCAGAAUAGCAGUGUCAUUAGAUUUCAUUUUAUUGUGUUUCGACACAUACGUUCUCGCAGACAUAUUUUCACGCAUGUUCCCUCUGGCAUAACUUGAAAGUAAAAAAAAAUGCUUUAGAAGAAGCUUUCUAUUGAGAAGUGAGAAUGUGAAUCAAAGAAUGAGAUAAAAAAGACCUUUAAUAGAAUAUGCCAAAGCAAUAAGACUAACUAUAAAUGUCUGAUUUAAUCCAUAACAUUGUUUACGAGACACACCAACAUUUCUGGAUAUAAUUUCUGUGUUGUAGAUACACCUGGAUUACUGACUGCUGUAACUGUUGGGUGUAUAAUGUGCAAACACAGCACAACCCUUAGCCGUUUAGAUGAAGGUACCCGGCGCUCAGUUAAAGGGAUAGUGAGUGUUUUGUAGGUAGUCGAAACGCUAGUGGUCUAGGCUGCCUAGUGCUGCGAACAGUGCUUUUGUAUCAAGUAUCCUAUGUAACUAUCCAAUGCCUCUCUCCAAGUCCCCAGCACCAGUCCCAAAAUCCCCAGCCCCUAUCCCAAUCCCUUAACCCCAGCCUCUCUGCUGUCUCUCCCAGUCCCAGGGCCUCAUUAAGGGACUUGAUUGACACGUCAGGAUGGUGUGCAUUUCAUUGAUGAGAAUUUUAGAGGCCGGGCUCGUGAUCUCCUUCUGUACUGAUCAGUACGUCACCCCGCAGCUAUCCCAGGGGGACGUGAGAUCGGUUUCAAAUACCCUGCCUCUUCCCUCAGAGGCAAACCUUCUGUCCUGUCCAGGAGCCCCCAGCCCAACCUGGCCCCCAUGGGAGCACAGCGAAAGGUAAAGCAGCUCGCAGCCGGUCAACUACCGCCACAUUGUGUAGAACUUGGACUUACUUCUGUACUGUGCAUAUGCUGUGAUUUGUAAUAUAUGACUUGAGAAUAUAUUGCAUAGGAUGUAAAGGGGAGUUCGGGAUUUUAUUGGUAAUGCUUUAUCUUUUCAACAAUUAUUUGCCUGGAAACUAUAUAGGAAGAUAUUGCAGUCACAGUGGUGCUUCUGUAAACAGAUUAGGUAACUACCAAAUUAUACAUAAUGUUUAUUGCUUUAAAGAAUCCCAAAUAAAGAAAUUGUUAUUAUUAUUAGUUAACAAUAAUGUUAUAACUUUCCCAUAUGUUAUCUAUAUGUAAAUACAGAGCUAGAUAAAAUAUGGACUGUAAAAUAAUCCCCAACCCUCAAUUGUUUUCUCUCUCAAUUUCGUGACGGUCAUCCUUAUAUUUGUUGUAAUAGAGGUUAUUUGGGGGUCUUUAUCAUUCAUAUGAGUCAUUUUCUAACUGUCACUUGUCCUAUUCAAGUCACACACAAUAUAGGCUACCCCAGCAGGUGCAGUAAUAACAUCAACAAUGAUUUAUACUCUAGACAGUUAUAUUUCAAGCAUUUAGAGUCUUUCAAGCCAGACAAUGUUUUGAGAUGAAUAACCCUUCACGAUUUGAAAAAGGUUUUGAUGGCAGUGUUAUGCACGCAAUGCUUUUUGGAUGGCUUUAGCUAGAGGCUUUGCAUUUUAAUUCUCUGUCAUAAAAUGAUGAAUUUGACUAAAAGUAAAAUAUAUACAUAGCAAAUUCUAUUGCACAGUGUAAACUUUUGAUCAAUAUAUUUAUCAAAUGUCUAUAUAUUAUUAACAUUAAUAGCCUUCAUUUAACACGUUAUUGUCUUGUUCUUAUAAAGUCUAAAUGUUUAAUGAAGUGUAUUGAUUCAGCAGUUUUAUGAGAGCAAAGUAAAAUACAUAUACUUAGCUACAGUCCACUUCGCAUAACUGCUAUUGCUGUCAUUUGUUUACCAACACAUCUUCUUUCAGUUGGCCAAAUUGAAAAUGACAAAGGGUAAAGUGCAGCUUGAUAAAUAUUCAUUUAGAGCUUCUAUCUAAUUUAUAUCAUUAAGCUGGAAACCCUUCGCUCAACAAGACAGCCACCACGUGCUUUUGCCACCCAAAGUAUCAACCACUCUAUACCUUUGUGUGUGUGUCCUCUGGAUUUUUCAACAUGAGGUCAACAUACAGGGGUUAUGCCGUCUUGUCGGAGUGUGUUUAAGGUUUGUGCUCUACUGACCUGCGGGGUACAUAGCACACAAAAGGAUUAUGCUGCAGAUAUGCCAGCCAUCUAGGUGUUUAAAUCAAAGCACAGGCGAACAGAGGGGAGAGGGGAGAGGAGGAGAGGAGGGUUUGGGGGAGGUAGAGUUUUUUCUUGUUGUGGGACUUGGUCAGGUGGGUGGAUGUGUGGGUGGUUGUGUGGGUGUGAGUCGGUAGUGGGUGGGGGUGCUUGAAAUAUGUUCCGGAGAGCGUGUGUUAUCUUUUCUCCUCGCCACUAACCAUCCAACACCCCCAGCGUGUCGUCACAUAGAACCUGGCGGCAGCUCAAAGGGAAUGCUGGGAAAUAGGAUCCAUAUGGUGGUACUAUAAAGUGCACCUCCAACCCAGAGCCUUCACCAAAAACUGGCCAAGCCGUCCUCAACACCGGCAUCCGUUCACCUACAGCCUCUCGUCUCUCCUCUCCUGUCUCCUCAGUAGUACUGCUGCUCCGUUUUACCCAAGGAUCCUUCAUCACACGUUACCUUUUUCAGGACUGGAUACUGAAAGGGGUAUGUUGAUUUUUUGUGGAAUUUAAUGGAUUCUGAUUGUUAUUGAUCAUUGCUUUAAUGAUUGGACAUCUCUUUUAAUUUUUGGAAAGGAUGUUUGGUAUUUGAAGUCAAUUUGUCUAACAUAUCAUUAACCUUCAUUCAUUUUGCAAUGCUGGUGCCCAAUUACUCGAAACUAAAUUGCAUCUCUCGCCUAUACCAUUGAGUAAGGAUGGUGUGUUUCAGUGUCUAUAAAUUGAGUGUUUCAUGUAGCAUGCUUUGUGCUCUCCUCAUAGGCUGACUAUGAAGAUUCCUGGGCCAUGUGGUUUUCCUGCUGCUGAUAGGAGGGAUUUGUUGCCAGAACAACCGCAAUGCCAAACCUAGUGGCAAGUCAUCUAAGAAGAACCAGAACCAGGGGGCCGAGGCAGCCCAGUCGGCCCCAGAAGAUGAGCCCCAUCCUGGGCCAGUGGAGUCGGGCAGGGAGGGUAACUCUGGAGGUCGGGCGGCAGCCCAGCAAUCAGCUUCACAGAACAACAAGGCUUCAGAUGAUAUGAAGCUGCAUGUCCUCAAGAACACUCAGGUCACGUGCAACGAUGGAACAGUGGCAGGGUAAGAUGUUCUGGAACACUUGUUAUGGAGGAAAUGAUGGCUGUUUAGAUAAGAAAAAAGCUCUAGAAAUUGUCUUAUGUCCUGAAUACAAUCUAUCAAUUUCAGCGAAAAUGGAUGUGAUAACGAAUCAUAUAGUGCUAUGAAAAUACUGAAAUAACUGCUGGCACUAAAAACGAUUCAGUUCAUGUUUUUGAAAUCAUCAGUGCUAUUACAGCUGUUAUUACACUAAUGUGUUUUGAUAUUAGAUACAGUAGUAAUAUAAUCCACAGCUAUCAGCUAUAUAAGUUGGUGACAGCAAGUGGUAAAUGGCUUUUAAUACUAUCAGAGGACUUUGAAUUAGAGUUUGGGGUUGGACUUUGAAGAAAUACAAUAAUUCAUGAAUUGUCACAUACGUUAUGGUACUUAGCAUACUUUUUUGAUAAGGAGUUACAAUGAUGAGUGAUUAUGGUUGGAGGAUCGGCCAACACAUGACCCUAUAUAGCAGUGUUCUCUAGGUUUCACACAUUCACAGCCCUUCAACCAUGUUUAUUUGUGGUCCACAGGUUUUACCUAAAGGAGUUCAAAGGGAGUAAGCGAUGGCUGAUAUUUCUGGAAGGUGUGUAUUUUAAACUCAACUGGUUAAUUUGAUCUUGAGAGGUCAGCGCAUGGCAUGUUUGCGUGACGCCCUCAUCGGCAUCUGGACCAGUGGUCAUCUCCUUUCCCUUUUCCCUGUCACUCUGAUUGGACGCCUCCUCCGGCAUUCGCCCCUCCGUCACUAUGGGAUAUUUAUGAGGAUUGCGUUUUGACAUCACGUGUAUUCUGAGACCUAGAACCGGAUGUGUCACAUCCUCUAAGAACAAACAUUUCAGCAGGUUGAAUUCAGCAGGUUGAAAUGUCACAACAUACAUGUCCUACAUCAUAGGUACUUUUCUGUUGGAUACAGGUCAACAAGUACCAAUAUGUCUACUUUUUUAUAUGGCAAGUAUCUGAUUAGGUCACAAAUGCCACAGGUUUGUUAAUUCUUUUAUUUUCUCAGCAGGUGGUAUUGCUCCAAAAGACUUGACUUACAUUUUAUUUACAUUUUAGAUUUGCAUAUAAGCAUAGCUAUGGUUAAGAUUAUAACUCAACCAUUAAUGGACCCCAGGUGGGAUUUUAGUAAGCAGUUACAUAAUAGUUACCAAGUUAUAUCCCUGCCGUUUCUAUUCAACAGUCCAUUGCCAUACAUGUGCAUCAGACCCCACAGACACUCCCUCAGUUAGGGAGCCUGACCAGAGGCUAGCAGAUGGAGCUGCAGGUGGAUGCCUCAGUUACCCUCCCUCUCCCAUUUCCUCCCACCCCCCAUUCCUCUCAGGCCUCCGAAAUGGGCUAACAAGGGGGUCUCCCUUUCUGAGCUUCUGAGACCGGAUGUGAGAAGCUAAUAUUAGUGUCUUAUUUUUAGGCGGUUGGUGCUGCUACAACAAAGACUCCUGCGAUACCAGGUAUAAAAAUAUCCCACGACUCAUGACCUCAUCCGACUGGCCCCAAACACGCAAAGGUAGGUAGGGGUCCUCCUGUUUUAGAAUGCAUCCUCAUCAUUCAUCAUACAUGUUUUACAUGGGCGUGCAUGUUUGGUCUCAUUCCCAAUAUACAUUGUGUCAUGGGUUGUUGAUUGUCAUGUGACAUCAGUGUUGUGUCCUACCGUAUGUCCAUUGAGAGGACACCACUGUCUCUGCUUGACUUUCCAUUGGUUGCUUUACAGGAAGUGGGAUAUUGUCAGCCCAGGCGGAAGAAAACCCUCAUUGGUAUAACACUAAUAUUGUGUAAGUAUGCUUGUUUACACGCUGGUUGUUGUAUGUUACCGGUACAUGUUGUCCUAUACUGUACUGCUAUAUCUGCCAGUUAGAAUAUUAGCCAAAGUUGGUAAGGGCCAGAACUAAAGUUCCCAGGAUCUGUGUGAUUGAAGAAGCCAACUGCAGGCUGAGUUGAUGAAUAUCAAACAUGACAUGCUUCACGAUGAGGGAUGAACCUCUCUUGUAGAUCCCAUGAAUCCUAUUACAUAUGUACAUGAAUACGUGUGUGUGUGUGUGUGUGUGUGUGUGUGUGUGUGUGUGUGUCUGGCUCUGACCCAGCUGUGUAUCUCCUCUUCUGCAGAUUCAUCCCGUACUGCUCCAGCGACGUGUGGAGUGGCACAGGGCCCACAGCCACCAAGCAGAAGAGAGGCCAGGGAAAAGAGAAGGAGAAAGAUGCCAGUAGGUCCUCUCACCACCAGCAAAUCCUCAUUAUUUUCCUCAACACCAAAGCAAUUUCAAUACUGUGCUUUGUUCUAUUGAUUGUAUAUCUAUGUUUCCCUCCAGUUGAGUAUACCUUCAUGGGUUCACUGAUCAUCCGUGAGGUCGUCAAAGACCUAGUCCCUAAAGGCAUCAAACAGGCCAAGGUUGUCAUGCUGGCUGGCACGAGGUGAGUCCCAUCUCCCCUGCUUUGGGUCUGCUCCCAAUCCAGCCCCCUUAUCUGUCUCCACUACCCACCUCCACACACACACACACAUACACACACACAUUGACGGAGUGAGUCUAUUUUAGGACAUCCUGUAACUGUUGUCUACCAUAAAGAUGUUUACGAGCCCUGCUGUCCUGUAUUGGCCGUAGAGUGUGGGACAAUGACAUAAUGUCUAUUAGGGGCCUCUCCCAUAAAGGAGGACACAGUUCUGGGGAUUCUUCCCAGGUUAGCAACAUGGUUGGUGGGACACCCUGAGGGCUAAAACAAGAACACACAGUUAAGUCUGAUUGUGACAGCAUAGCUAAUUCAUUAUUGUGGUUAGUUGACAUGUCGGCCAUUUUGGCUCCAAUAGGCAGUGUGCCAAUGCGGGGAAACGGUCACAGACACAGGCUUUUUACCCAGUUUCUUUGCUCCCCUGCAGUGCUGGAGGGACGGGAGUGCUACUGAACAUUGAGAGGGUGUCCAGUCAGCUAGAGCAACUGGGGGCAGAGGCCCAGGUUCGAGGCCUGGUGGAUUCAGGCUGGUUUCUGGAGAGUAAACAGCAGAGGGUUCCUGACUGCCCAGACAGUGUCUCCUGCUCACCUGUAGACGCCAUCAAGAGAGGACUCAAGUAAAGCACAUCUGUCUCUCUACCUUCAGCUUAUUCAAUUGGACAUUAAUGUCUCUAUGACCUUAUAAUGACAGAUGCCCUGAACAAAGCAUUGCGUCUCAUCACACUUGUAGCUUUAUUUCCAUUGGCUUGAAGUUCACCAAUCAUUUUAGCAUAUAACAGUUGCCCUGUCUAUGUUCAAUGCACACUGGAAGCCAUUUUUCUCCAAUCGCUGUUUUCUUAGGCUGUGGAACGGGCUGGUCCCAGACAAGUGUCGGCAGCAGUGCAAGAGAGGAGAGGAGUGGCAGUGCUUCUUCGGCCACAAACUCUACUCCUCCCUGACCUGUGAGUGUCUUUACUACCUACCAUCAUCUUUUAUCUAUCCAGCUGAAGGGUCAUGAAUCAGAAUGUUAGUCAACUUUAUGUCCAUCAUGUUACCCAUCAAGAUCCCAAUAAAUGUUACGUCCCUCAUGUUACUCAAUAAAACAUUUAUAGGUACAAGCAACACCCUAACUCUGAUCUCAUACUGUGACUUUCCCUCCUGUGUGUGUGUGUGUGUGUGUGUGUGUGUGUGUGUGUGUGUGUGUGUGUGUGUGUGUGUGUGUGUGUGUGUGUGUCAUAGCCCCUCUGUUUGUGGUGCAGUGGCUGUUUGAUGAGGAGCAGCUGAGAGUGGAGAAUAUCUACCUGGGGGGUCAGACCCUGUCAGAACAGCAGUGGACCUACAUGCAGAACCUGGGAAAGGAUAUCAAGAACUCACUCAAAGAUGUCACGUAAGUGUCCACCUGAAGCGACGGUAGUGACUGUGGAUGUGGUAGAGAUUGACAUAUAGGCCAAGAAUUCACAAAACCUAAAUUUCAGGAUGAAAACAUUAAGAACACCCCCCCUCUUGCCCUCAGAACAGCCUCAAUUCGUCAGGGCAUGAACUCUACAAGGUGUCGACAGCGUUCCACAGGGAUGCUGGCCCAUGUUGACUCCAGUGCUUCCCAAAGUUGUGUCAAGUUGGAUGGUGGACCAUUCUUGAUACACACGAAACUGUUACCCAUUCACCCUCUGAAUGGCACACAUACACAAUCCAUGUUUCAAUUGUCUCAAGGCUUAAAAAAUCAUUAUUUAACCUGUCUCCUCCCCUUCAUCUACACUGAUUGAAGUGGAUUUAACAAGUGACAUCAAUAAGGGAUCAUAGCUUUCACCUGGAUUCACCUGGUCAGUCUAUGUCACGGAAAGAGCAGGUGUCCUUAAUGUUUUGUACAGUCAGUGUAUACAAUUGAUCAGCUGAAAUGGAAGAUUUGCAACAAUGAAACAACAGCAAUAUUCUCCACAUGUUCCCAACACUAUCAAAGAUAUCACUCUGCUCAGUGCUGACGUUAUACUGUGGUGUGUGUUGCAGGGCUGUGUUCGCACCCUCCUGCCUGUCCCACACAUUGAUCACUAAAAGGUAAGGACAUCUGACUCCCUGGGGGCCCUGAAAAGCACAUCAUAUAUCCCCUCUACCCCUCACCCCUACCUUGACCCCUCUCUACCCAGUGAGCUCAUGCUACUCUUUUUGUGUAGCUCGUUCAUCAAGCCGCAUUCUGCGUGUCACUGAAUGCCAUUUCACACUUUCACUAACCCCCCAGCACCCCUUACACACACACGUACACACACACACGCACCCACCCACGCACCCACCCACAAACGUGCACAAACAAACGCACCCCUGUAAGCAAGCAAACACAUACAUACUUAAAAGGGAACACACACACUCAUAAAAUCACACACACUUAACACACACACCUCUCCAGCUGGACAUAGGGUCAUUGACAGGGCAGAAGGUGGAGCCUAUGCUCUGGUAAAGGGCAGGGUUAGAGGUGGGAGGAGUGAUUAGCUCAGGGUUGUUGGGGAGGAGCUGGUUGCCUAAUCAUACUAGUGUGAGGUAGGUGGAUCAUAUUUUCACAGUUUUGUAAUCUAAUGCAGGGCUAUGAUUAUGGUGGUUAUGGUGGUGGUGUUGGAGGCUGGACACAUGGAGGGCACAGCUGGGGAACCAAUUGAGACACAGCCUGCCAAGGCAAACUGCUAAGCUUGUGAGAAGAUAUAGGGCUCAAGUGGCACAACACUCUCUCACAUUUACCUACUUCUAUCAUCUCCCCAUUCCCUCCCUCCCCCCCCUCUCUCUCUCUCUCUCCUGCCCUCUUUCUAUCUCCCUCCCCCUCUUUCUCUCUCUCUCUCCCUCCCCCUCUCUCCUUCUCUCCCUCAUUCUUUAUAUUAGUAACUGGAUGACGUUUCAAGUCAAAGGCACCUCCCUGCCCCGGGCUCUGCAGUGCUGGGAUAAGAGUUUCCAAGAGGCCAACCGUAACAGCAAGACCCCCCUGAAGGGCUGUCCCUUCCACCUGAUCGACACCUGCCACUGGCCCCAGUGCAACCCCACCUGCCCAGCCCUGGUGGACCAGGCCACCCAGCAGGAGCUCACGCUGCUCCAGAUGUUAGUGGGCAUGGGCCUGGACCUCCAGAAACUAGGCCUGGACCUCAGGAGGGACAGUAGCUCUAUAACUAGCAUGAUCAGUAGCGGUGGCUAAGAUAAGAUGUAUAGAAGCCCAUUCUCUGGCUUAGUAAAGGGGAAUUUAUUAUGAGUUAUGACGUAACCAUAAAAGGUACAGAAUCUGGUUACUUCUCUUGUGCCGCUCAGCCAUUCCAUUGUGCUCCACUGUUACCAUGCCGUCUUGAACGGUGGGUAUGUCACUGGGCUUACAGUAUGUCUGUCUGUAACGUUACAGUUUGCCUCCAGGGUCCCUCUCCUGGACAGUUAAAGAGGGGAGGGUAGUGAUUCCCUGGGUUGUGUCUCACAUUCACAUUCAAGGAGAACGAGGAGUGCCGGGUACCUGUAGCUAACCAGUCAGACACCAAACCUGCAACACACUUUCACCCAACUACAUGUACUAUACAAAACUUCAACAACAUUUUGUGAAGUGAAACGUACUGCUUUUGAGGAUUUUUGAAUAAGCGAUUGGCACAUUUUAUCAUCUUGCCAACAUAGGACUGGUACAGUAUUCAGAGGAAAUGUACAUUUUACUGUAGAUGGUUGACUGGAAAGAGAUAUUAGAUCCAUGUCCAAGCUCAAACACGGUCAGAGAAUCAAGGACUGUCUUGCAAGGACACUUGCAUUGCCAAGACCAUUCUCUAACUUUUAUUGUAUGUGUUCUACACACACACACACACACACA
This is a messenger RNA of Coregonus sp. 'balchen', 12401 nucleotides long. The record is from the annotation of a GenBank genome assembly. NCBI's taxonomy places the organism in Eukaryota, Metazoa, Chordata, Actinopteri, Salmoniformes, Salmonidae.